CUCCUUUCACUUUCUCUUUUUUGUGCCCAGGUGGUGAGCAGUGCUCUUCAGCAUCUCUUAGUUUCUGCUGCACCAUCAGGUUCCUGGCUGGAAUCUGGCACUUCGGCAAGUGGAAAAAGGGAAAAAAUUGUUCACGGUUUCGGAAACGCUGGGAUGACUUAAAUUUCAAAGGGUGCGGAUCCCGGGCCGGAGGAUCGGUCCAUCCGAAAUGGCGAACAUACGGAUGAUGUGACGACAGCAAUGGAGACCAUCCUCCGGAAUGCUCAGCAGGGGAGACGGUCGAUCGGGAACUAAAGAAAACAAAGCCGACUAUUUUAUCAUCACGGCAACCUACCACCAUUCUGCGGAACGACCUGCUGAAGCUACGGCAGUGUUGUCCUGUACUGGAAAAUAUACAGUAUGUGAGGUAUUUCAGCAAUACACAGUAUAACCUGUACAUUGGUACAGUUUGUCAUGCUGUGGCAGUUCUGAUGCUCAAAAUCUCUCCCUGGAGGUGCCCAGACGCUGCCGUGGAUGGAUGGACAGGAUCCCCGCGGAGGUCAAAGGAAGCAGACAAAAACCCACAAAGGACCUUGGAAUGUGGGCGGAAAACAGAGUACCCAGAGGAGCUCCACACAGACAUCCAAACUCAGCACAGCUCAGCUGCGGUGCAGCUGAGUGUGCUGCUCUUCCUGCGCUGUCUUGCAGAGGAGACCAGGGCCAAAGCCUUUGAGGAGAAAAUGGCCACCAUCAAGGCUAGACACAUCAAAGCAGUCUCCAAGAAACUUCUGAAGAAAGCCAGAGGAUGAAGAGGGACGAUGCCCGUUCUUCAGUGAAACAUUAAGGACUUUGUUCAGAAGUUUGCAUGCACAUUUGCUCACACCAGCACAAACCCACAUGUGCACUCACACCUGCCCACAGGCAUAGGCAUACAGCCGUUGAAAAGGUGGUAUUUUAGGUCUAGCGCAUGUUUCUAUUUGCGUGUAGAUCAAACUAUACGUCACUGAUGAUUAUCGGUGCUUUUUUGUUUCAAUGUUAUUUUCAAGGAAUACAUUUUUGUGGAGUUUCUAAAACUCUUCUUGUUCUGCUACUGCAAUACAUUUUCAUUAUUGAGAUAUUAACUUAUAACUUCAGUGUAGAGCUAAACAGAAAAUUUGCCUGCGAUGUGAACAGAAUUUUAACUUUUGAACCAUUCUGCCUCCUGACAGAAUAGUGAGUUGAGCCCUCCUGCUGUUCCGAUGUUUUUACUGAAGUUAACAAUAAAAUAUUAAGCCUUUAAU
Messenger RNA from Scleropages formosus (Asian bonytongue), 1259 nucleotides. RefSeq names its product centromere protein W (gene cenpw). The transcript is spliced from 5 exons. Gene Ontology annotation, molecular function: protein heterodimerization activity; DNA binding. The record is from RefSeq and is a predicted model, not a curated record. NCBI's taxonomy places the organism in Eukaryota, Metazoa, Chordata, Actinopteri, Osteoglossiformes, Osteoglossidae. The coding region runs from base 471 to 788 and encodes 105 amino acids. Gene Ontology annotation, cellular component: kinetochore; nucleoplasm. Gene Ontology annotation, biological process: chromosome segregation; kinetochore assembly; mitotic cell cycle.